AUGGAAGUCGAGCAAUCGUGCUCGAAAGUCGGACCAAUAACCAGACAGCAAGCUUUGCGUCUCGUCAUUGGCAUGGGCUAUGACCCAGAAGCUGCUCUUGUCAAAUGGCAACAAGUGGUAUCUUGGAGGAGAGAACAUCAAAUGGAUGCUCUUCGGGCACGUCUGAAUGGUGUAAUGUGCGGCCAAGACCCGGUACGUUUUUCUCACGAAGCAGACGUGUACAGCAAGCUGUUUCGUGGUUGCCCAUGUGCCCUGUUGUGUGCAGACGGCCGCCCUGUGUCGGUGUGGCACGCUGGCGCCGCCGACACAUCCAAUGUAGGCACUCUGCCUCUGGAGUACUGCCGGACGUGGAGUCAGGAAGUUUUUGAGUAUGCUGAUCUGUGGAUCACCAAGGAUACAGAGAGGACCAGUUGCCUGACUGGGUAUAUUCAGGUCUACAACAUGCAAGGCCUCAGCCUUCGACAAGUGACCUCCAUGGAGGUGAAAGACAGGCUGAAGGCAGCUUUGUCUGCUGGCGGCUUCUAUGUUGAGGCAAUAGCGCACAUCUAUGUGGUGAAUGCUUCGCGCCUUUUCUCAAUGGCUUGGAAGCUCGUGCGAGGAUUCCUUUCACCUUGGACGGCUUCAAAAAUCACAGUUUCCAGCACAGUCCCAGACGAACUGAUUGCUGAUUUAGGAGGGCCCACCUCGCAGCAGGCAGAGGACCUGCGGAGACUGCUGGCAGCAGCGAGUCAGUCGGCUAGUCUGAAUCCUUGCUUGGCACCCGUGCGCCGGCCACAGCUGCCUAAGCAGACUUCCCCGAGAAGGGUAUCUGAGGAAAGUGCUAGCACUGCAGGGUCUAACUCCAUGCCUGCGAGCACGAGAUGUUCCUUUGAGCCCACUGCUGAAGCCAUCCUGCAUUCCAGUGAGGAGGCCCUGGAACCAAUUCCAGAUAUUCCAGGGGCUUUGCACGUCGCUGGGUUCUUUUUGCGGCCAGACCAGCUUCCGCCUGGCUUGGAGGAUAGAGAUCUGGACGAGCUAGUUGAGGAUGUACACAAGUCAUGCUCGAAGGUUGCUUCUCUCUCCAAGCAGCAAGCAUUAAGGCUUGUCCUUGGGAUGGGCUACAAUCCGCAUGCAGCGCUCAUGAAAUGGCAGGAGGUUGUGGAGUGGCGCAGGGCCAACUCCAUGGACCAGGUCAGGAAGGAUCAGGCAGAAAAGAUGCGCAGCAGAAGCCAGGUGACAUUCCCAUAUCAGGAAGAAGUGUCUGCCAAGCUUGUCCGUGUCAGCCCCUGCGCGCUUUUGGCUGCGAAUGGCACGCCUGUGUCAAUUUGGCAUGCUGGAACGCUGAACGUAAAUGAAGCAGCUUCUUUGCCAUCCGAACAUGUGGCGCAGUGGAGUCGCGCAGUCUUCGAAUACAAAGACCUGUGGAUCACUGCUCAUAGCGAGAGGCAUAAGAGACUGCUGGGCUAUGUCCAGGUGUAUGACAUGCAAGGCAUGAGUUGGCGACAUUACUCCUCCAGGGAGAUUGCAGAUAAACUGAAGACUGCCUUGCAGUCCGGAAGCUUCUAUGUUGAGGCAGUCAGCCACAUGUACGUCAUCAACGCCUCCAGACUAUUUUCUAUGGUGUGGAAGGUGGUGCGGAACUUGGUUUCGCCUUGGACUGCCUCGAAGAUUUCCGUUUCGAGCGGAAUUCCAGAAGAUCUCAUUCACACAUUAGGUGGUCCCACAUCGCCGGUGGCGAUCCAUUUUCAGAAUCUGAUGGCGAGGAGUCCGGAAGAGGCCGCAAGCCUCACAGUUCUGCGGCCUCCGCGGCAGGCCACAGAGCCAACAUCACCAAUGUCUCCUCUGAACUGCUCUGUGGCUGUAGAAGUUGGCUCGCUGCAGUCUGGGUGCACAGGUGCGGAGAAGACUGCACCUGAGAUCGAGACGGACAUGAGCUCUGCUAACUUGGACGCGGAGAUAGAGCCAGUUUCUCCAGGAACGCAUUACGUCGCGGGCUAUUUCUUGGAGAGAAAGCAACUGCCGCCUGGGUGGGAGGGCCACGACUUGGAUGCCUUGGUAGCAGAAAUUCAGGGGACAUGCUCGCACAUAUCACCUUUGAGUAAGCAGCAAGCACUUCGCCUGAUGCUUGGCAUGGGCUACGACCAAGUGGCAGCGGUGUCCAAGUGGCGAGAGAUUUCUGCAUGGCGUGAUGCGAACAGACUGGACGAAGUCAGGGAGCAGCAGGCGGCAAUGAUGAGAGACCAAGGGCCGGUAUGUUUCCCUAAUGAACAGGAUGUUUACCAAAAACUGCUGAAGGUUCGCCCUUGUGCGCUAAUGGCCGCUAACGGUGCUCCAGUGUCAGUGUGGCAUGCACAAACUUUGAAUGCCAGCUCAAUGGCUGAGCUCUCUGCAAGUGAAAUUAUGGCCUGGAGUCACGCUGUCUUCGAGUACCAAGACUUGUGGAUUUCACGCCAGACCGAAGAGCGAAAGCGAUUGAUUGGCUAUAUCCAAGUUUAUGACAUGCAGGGGGUCGGACUUCGACACUUGACCACGAGAGAUAUUGGCGAAAGGUUGAAGUGCUGCUUGCAACCGGGCGCCUUCUACAUGGAAGCUGUGUCGCAUAUGUACGUCGUGAAUGCUUCUGCCUUGUUUUCCAUGGCCUGGAAGGUGAUUCGCAACUUGAUCUCUCCAUGGACGGCCUCCAAGGUCACAGUCUCCGACUCCAUCCCAGAGGUGACUUGCAUUAGAAGUCUUGCAAGUGUCACUUGA
Symbiodinium pilosum is the source of this 2727-nucleotide messenger RNA. Lineage: Eukaryota; Dinophyceae; Suessiales; Symbiodiniaceae. The record is from the annotation of a GenBank genome assembly.